ACACGUAACAAGAAAAUAAUUUGAAAUGAAUAAGUGAAAAUUGUCAUUGUGUUGUUGUCGUUAACGAUGUCUCCCACGUCAUAGGCUCCUUUUACCUAGCUGGAUAUCUUCCCCAUAGAUCCACCCACUCACACCCACCACCUCUUCUAAUCUCCAAUCCUCCUCUUCCUCUCUCUUUUCUCGAUUAUCUUCAUAACCAUAACAUUCAUUCAUUCACCACUUCUGACCACUCUACCUUACCUAUACACUACACUCUACCACCACCUUUUUUCCCUCUUAAAAAUCUCAAUUUUGACUUGUCAAUUUAUGUUCAAAUUCAACACACUCACCAAUUUUGACCUUACCCCUUAGUAUUAGUAUUAGUAUUAUUUUACCAUUUUGAGUUUUCCCACCUAUUUUAUUCCCCUUCCUCCUUUUAAAUUCAAUUCAACCUCUUCUACAUCUACAUACAUACAUUGCAAAACCAUAUCAUAAUCUCCUCAUCAAAAAACACAAGAGGGUAGAUAUGAGUUCUCCUCUCAUGUUAUUAACAUCUUUCUCUAAUCUCACACAACUAACCCCAUACCUAAUAUGUUUUCUUAUUUUCCUUCUCCUUCUUGAACAGAUCUCAUACAUCACAAAAAAACGUUUCAUCCCAGGCCCAUCUUUGGUACUUCCUUUCAUUGGCAACGCAAUCCCAUUGGUACGUGACCCAACUAAAUUCUGGGACCUUCAAUCCACCUUAUCCAAAUCCACUCCUUUGGGCUUUUCAGCUAAUUACAUCAUUGGCAACUUCAUAGUCUUCAUUAGAGAUACAGAACUCUCCCACAAGGUUUUCUCCAAUGUUAGGCCCAACGCUUUCCAUCUCGUGGGACACCCUUUUGGCAAGAAGCUUUUCGGUGAACAUAACCUUAUUUAUAUGAUGGGCCAAGAACACAAGAAUCUCCGCCGUCGGAUCGCUCCUAACUUCACUCCUAAAGCUCUUUCCACUUACACCUCGCUGCAGCAGAUUAUUAUACUUAAACAUCUUAAGUCAUGGGUUCAGAAAGCCCAACACUCGAUUCCAAUUCGAGUAUUAGCCCGUGAUAUGAACCUUGAAACAUCUCAGACGGUUUUCGUGGGCCCUUAUCUGGGCCUGAAAGCCCGAGAGAGAUUCGAGCGAGAUUACUUUCUCUUCAACGUUGGACUCAUGAAACUUCCAAUUGACUUUCCCGGAACCGCUUUUCGAAACGCGAGGCUCGCCGUUGACCGUCUUGCCGGAACCCUAGCUACUUGUACGGCGAUGAGUAAGGCGAAGAUGGAGAAAGGUGAAGAGCCUUCGUGUCUCAUCGAUUUCUGGAUGCAGGACACAUUAAGGGAGAUCGAUGAAGCGAAGGUUAACGGCGUGACGUCGCCGCCGUUCUCAACCAACGCUGAAAUCGGUGGUUAUCUCUUUGACUUCCUCUUUGCGGCACAGGACGCUUCAACUUCGUCGCUGCUGUGGGCGGUGGCGUUGUUAGAUGCGCAUCCGGAGGUUCUGGCGAAAGUGAGGGAAGAAGUCGCCGGAAUCUGGUCGCCGGAAUCGGAUAAGCUGAUAACUGCGGAACAACUUAGGGAAAUGAAAUACACGCAGGCGGUGGCGCGUGAAGUUAUUAGGUAUCGACCGCCGGCGACUCUUGUGCCGCAUAUCGCGGCGGAGGAUUUUCCGCUAACGGAGUCGUACACGAUUCCGAAAGGAACAAUUGUUUUCCCGUCGGCGUUCGAGUCAUCGUUUCAGGGUUUUACUGAACCGAACCGGUUCGAUCCAGACCGGUUCUCAGAGGAAAGACAAGAAGAUCAAAUAUUUAAAAGAAACUUUCUGGCGUUUGGAGCUGGGCCCCACCAAUGUGUGGGUCAGAGGUACGCUUUGAAUCAUCUUGUGUUGUUCAUCGCUAUGUUCACCACGUUGAUUGAUUUCAAGAGGGAAAGAACGGACGGCUGUGAUGAGAUCAACUAUGUGCCUACGAUUUGCCCAAAAGAUGAUUGCAUGGUUUUUCUGUCUAAGCGGUGCACAAGGUACCCAACUUUCCCUGGAGUUGAUCAGCUCGUCAAUUGACCAAAAUGCCCUUACUGUUUGUCGCAGGUUACAAGUAUUUUUUUAUUGUAUUUUUAAUAUUUUUUAUGUCUAGCCGUCGUAAACGAUGAGUUGACUUUUUUAUUUUUGGUGGGUUUGAAAUGUUAGUAUUCUUGUAAAAGUAUGUGAAUUUGAAUUUGAGAGGUCAUUGGAUAUGGAUAGUGGGUGGAUGAUUGGGUGCUUAUUGACAUUCAAAUAAAAUGAAAAUUAUUCCAAUUUCAAUGAUAUGUCUAUUUUCAA
Messenger RNA from Cicer arietinum (chickpea), 2311 nucleotides. RefSeq names its product cytochrome P450 710A11-like. NCBI's taxonomy places the organism in Eukaryota, Viridiplantae, Streptophyta, Magnoliopsida, Fabales, Fabaceae. Gene Ontology annotation, biological process: sterol metabolic process. The record is from RefSeq and is a predicted model, not a curated record. Gene Ontology annotation, molecular function: iron ion binding; monooxygenase activity; heme binding.